AUGGUGUAUCAAGCGAUUCACACGAUAGAAUUUGUCUUGGGUUGUGUGUCACAUACGGCGUCGUAUUUACGACUUUGGGCGUUGUCAUUGGCGCAUGCGCAGUUGUCAGAAGUUUUAUGGAAUAUGGUGUUUCGGCAGUCAUUUACUGUGAGCGGGUAUUUGGGAGCUUUGGCUACAUACCUGUUAUUUUUCGUAUUCGCUUUCCUUUCUUUCUCGAUACUCGUUUUGAUGGAAGGACUUAGCGCAUUUCUACACGCUCUUCGGCUUCACUGGGUGGAAUUUCAAAGCAAGUUUUAUAAAGGUCUUGGUUAUGCUUUUGUUCCAUUUUCCUUUGAAACUAUUUUGGAAGAGGCGCGUGCGGCUGAGGAAACCUUAUGA
This is a messenger RNA of Enterobius vermicularis (human pinworm), 378 nucleotides long. The record is from the annotation of a GenBank genome assembly. NCBI's taxonomy places the organism in Eukaryota, Metazoa, Nematoda, Chromadorea, Rhabditida, Oxyuridae.